CACCAACUGCAUCCUCAAGUUUGCAUUGCAUUCCCUCUCACCCAUCCAGUCCCAAUGACCACGGCCAACCCCGAGUCAUCCGAAACGUCGGUCGUGACCCUUGGCGAGCCCAAGCCCGAGGAGCCCCAGGCCGGCUCCAGCGAGGAAAACGAAAUCGAGGCGCACCCAGUUAUCGAGCUGAAGGGCGCCCGCUUCGCCCUGGUCUUUGUUGGCCUUGCCCUGGCCAUCUUCCUCGCCGCCCUGGACCAAACCAUCGUCUCCACAGCCAUUCCCAAGAUUGCCGCCGAGUUCUCGGACUUCCAGCGCAUUCCAUGGAUCGGAACGGCCUUCCUCCUCACCACGGCCGCCUUCUCGCCCACAUACGGAAAGCUCUCUGAUAUCUUCGGCCGUCGCUCCACCUUCUUGUUUGCUGUCAUCACAUUCGAGGUUGGAAGCGCCAUCUGCGGUGCCGCAGCGACCUUGGACAUGCUGAUUGUCGGUCGCGCCAUCGCCGGUGUUGGUGGUGGCGGUAUCUUCAAUCUGGUCCUGAUCAUCAUCUCGGAUCUCGUCGAGUUCCGUGACCGUGGAAAGUACCAAGGCAUGAUCGGCGCUGUCUUUGGCCUCGCUUCUGUCAUCGGUCCUCUGCUUGGCGGUCUCUUCACCGACCACCUCACCUGGCGCUGGUGUUUCUACAUCAACCUGCCCGUCGGCCUGAUCACCGUCAUCGCUGCUCUUCUCUUCCUCAACUUCCCACACACCAAGGGUUCCAUCACCGAGAAGCUCAAGCGAAUCGACUACCUCGGCUCCAUCGUGCUCAUGGGUGCCAUCGUCUGCAUCCUGUUGCCGCUUCAGUCCGGCGGCAAUGUCUGGAACUGGAACGACCCCCAGACCAUUGCCCUAUUCAUCGUCGGCGGUGUCCUGGCCAUCGCCUUUGUCGUCAUCGAAGUCAAGUUUGCCGUCGAGCCCGUCGUCCCUCCCAAGGUCUUUGUGAACAGAAGCAUCAUCCUGAUCUAUGGCCUUGCUGCCUUCUUUGGUGCCUCUUUCAUCUCGCUCGUCUUCUACCUGCCAACCUUUUUCCAGGUGGCUCUUGGAAAGAGCGCCACCGAUUCGGGCAUUGCCAUGUUCCCGCUCGUCAUUGGUGUCGUUGUCUGUAGUAUUGGAAGUGGUCUCCUCGUCUCCAAGACCGGCUACUACACCUACUUUUUCUACAUUGGCUUCAUCCUCAUGGGCGUUGGCACGUAUUUGUGCUCGCUCUUGGACAUAAACUCCUCGAACGGCGCCCUUAUCGGCUUCCUGCUCAUCACCGGCAUGGGCGUCGGCUCGGUUGUCCAGAUCCGUGUCCUCGCAGCCCAGGCCAGCGUCAACAAGUCUCUGAUUGCGAUUGCAACCUCGCUGGUCAACUUUUGCCAGACCCUUGGAGGCUGCUUUGGUCUUGCCAUCACUGGUGCCAUUUUCAACAACCAGAUUACUUCGCAGCUCCAGGGUACCAAUCUCCCGCCCCAGCUGGUCACCGCGAUCGAAGCCUCUCCUCAGGCGAUCGUUGCUCUCCAGUCCAGCCCUGCCCUGCACACCAUCGCCGUUAAUGCCUUUGUGGGCGCAUUCUCUCUCACGCUCAAGUACGUCAUUCCCUUCAUCGGCGUUGCGCUGCUGCUCUCCCUGGGCGUCAAGCAGUACCACCACCCCAAGAAAGAUGCCACCAAAGAACCAGAGGCCGUGGUCACGACCAACGAGCCUGCCAAGCCGUCUCUUGCCGUCUAAGACCAAAGCAUAUCCGCCAAGUCUGCUGCUUUUGCGUUUUGCGUUUUGUGCUUUGCGUUUUGUGCUUUGCGUCUUCCUUCCUUUUCCCCAUCUCUUUCUCUCACCACUCUCACGACUUUGUUCCUGGCCAAAAUGAUACCCCGCUCUGCGGGCAGCUGAAUACACGCACAUCUCCACC
This is a messenger RNA of Polychytrium aggregatum, 1915 nucleotides long. Its product is annotated as major facilitator superfamily domain-containing protein. The record is from RefSeq and is a predicted model, not a curated record. The transcript is spliced from 6 exons. Gene Ontology annotation, molecular function: transmembrane transporter activity. Bases 55 to 1737 code for a protein of 560 amino acids. Gene Ontology annotation, cellular component: membrane. Gene Ontology annotation, biological process: transmembrane transport. NCBI's taxonomy places the organism in Eukaryota, Fungi, Chytridiomycota, Chytridiomycetes, Polychytriales.